Panthera uncia (snow leopard) is the source of this 4915-nucleotide messenger RNA. It is a transcript of the gene HCK, whose product is annotated as HCK proto-oncogene, Src family tyrosine kinase. Gene Ontology annotation, cellular component: extrinsic component of cytoplasmic side of plasma membrane. Gene Ontology annotation, biological process: protein phosphorylation; cell differentiation; innate immune response. The coding region runs from base 284 to 1789 and encodes 501 amino acids. The record is from RefSeq and is a predicted model, not a curated record. Gene Ontology annotation, molecular function: signaling receptor binding; ATP binding; non-membrane spanning protein tyrosine kinase activity. Lineage: Eukaryota; Metazoa; Chordata; Mammalia; Carnivora; Felidae. The transcript has 13 exons.
CCCAGAUGGCCUGUGAGUGCCACAGCGUUGCUGGUCCCUGCCCGGGCGCACCGCCGGGGCCCAGAGGCGAGCGGGAGAGGACGCGGGCAGUUCUGCGCCAGGGGAGCCGGAGAAGCCCCGCGGCGCCCGCCGAGGCCCCUCAGGGCGUCAUCCUUGCCGCUCGGAAGUCGGCCCGUCUCCCUUAGGGAACGGGCGCCCCGGGACGCCGGGGGCUGCUGAGCUGGGGGGGGGCUCGAGCUGCGAGGAUCCGGGCUGCCCGCAGGACGAGGAGCGGGAGCCCAGGAUGGGAUGCAUGAAGUCCAAGUUCCUCCAGGACAGAGGCAAGGUCUCAAAAACCGAGCCCAGUGCCCUGCACAGCCCCGUAUAUGUGCCGGAUCCCACGUCUGCGGGCAAACGGCGGCCUGACAACAACAACGACAACCCACCAGGGUCGACGGAGGGUCCUGACGACAUCACUGUGAUUGCCCUGUAUGAUUACAAGGCCAUUCACCAUGAAGACCUCAGUUUCCAGAAGGGAGAUAAAAUGGUGAUCCUGGAAGAGUCUGGGGAGUGGUGGAGGGCUCGGUCCCUGGCCACAGGGAAAGAAGGCUACAUUCCAAGCAACUACGUCGCCCGAGUUGACUCCCUGGAGACAGAGGAGUGGUUCUUCAAGGGCAUCAGCCGGAAGGAUGCGGAGCGCCAACUUCUGGCCCCGGGCAACAUGCUGGGCUCCUUCAUGAUCCGGGACAGCGAGACCACCAAAGGAAGCUACUCUCUGUCAGUGCGAGACUACGACCCCCAGCACGGGGACACGGUGAAACAUUACAAGAUCCGGACCCUGGACAGUGGGGGCUUCUACAUCUCCCCACGGAGCACCUUCAACACCCUGCAGGAGCUGGUGGCUCACUACAAGAAGGGGAGUGAUGGACUCUGCCAGAAGCUGAUAGUGCCCUGCGUGUCUUCCAAGCCCCAGAAGCCAUGGGAGAAAGAUGCCUGGGAGAUCCCACGGGAAUUACUCAAGCUAGAGAAGAAACUUGGAGCCGGGCAGUUUGGGGAAGUCUGGAUGGCCACCUACAACAAGCACACCAAGGUGGCCGUGAAGAUGAUGAAGCCAGGGAGCAUGUCCGUGGAUGCCUUCCUGGCAGAGGCCAACCUGAUGAAGACUCUGCGGCAUGAUAAGCUGGUGAAACUGUAUGCAGUGGUCACCAAGGAGCCCAUCUACAUCAUCACAGAGUUCAUGGCCAAAGGAAGCCUGCUGGACUUCCUGAAAAGCGUAGAGGGCAGCAAGCAGCCAUUGCCAAAGCUCAUCGACUUCUCAGCGCAGAUUGCAGAAGGCAUGGCCUUCAUCGAGAAGAGGAACUACAUUCACCGAGAUCUCCGAGCCGCCAACAUCCUGGUCUCUGCGUCCCUGGUGUGCAAGAUUGCCGACUUUGGCCUGGCGCGUGUCAUUGAGGACAAUGAAUACACGGCCCGGGAAGGGGCCAAGUUCCCCAUCAAGUGGACGGCUCCUGAGGCCAUCAACUUUGGCUCUUUUACCAUCAAAUCAGACGUCUGGUCCUUUGGUAUUCUGUUGAUGGAGAUCGUCACCUAUGGCCGGAUCCCUUACCCAGGGAUGUCAAACCCUGAGGUGAUCCGGGCACUGGAGCAUGGAUACCGGAUGCCUCGACCCGAGAACUGCCCCGAGGGACUCUACAACAUGAUGACACGCUGCUGGAAGAACCGCCCUGAGGAGCGGCCCACCUUCGAAUAUAUCCAGAGCGUGCUGGAUGACUUCUACACAGCCACGGAGAGCCAGUACCAACAGCCAUGAUGGGUGGAGCCCGGGCAGGGCCGAGUACCCAGCUGACGCCCAAGAGGUGGUUCCAGCGCCAUCUGCCUGGUGCCUGCUUGUCCUUCCCACUCCCGGACACCCACCCUUGUCCCAGCCACAGCGCCUCACCUGUCAGGUGGGUGGGCUGAACUGGACAAUCUCUUUUUGACUCUAGCAAUCUCCAGUCUGCCAUCCUCAGGAGACCCCAAGUUGAUAUUUCUUCUAGUGCCUGGGACAGCUGGAUUCCGGUUACAGCUGUGGUUUGGACGGGAAACUUUUAAAAAUCAUGAAAUAAAUAUUUAAAUAAACGAUACAAAUGCUAAAGGCUUUCCUGACAGCUUGUCUUGUUCUGCCAGUUCCUGAAUAUCUAUUUGCCUUUUUGCUAGAUGACAAGACAGAAAGGGGCAGGGACCCUUCCAAAGACCAGCAGUCUGAAGAGAAAUGGGGUCCGAUGCUCCGGCUUUUCUAACUGGCCCCCCAAGUAGUCGCUGGCUAUGUUAGUUUCCUACGGCUUCUGCAACAAAUGACCACAAACUUGGUGGCUUAAAACACAAAUUCAUUAUCUCACAGCUCCAGAGGUCAGAGUCUGAAAUGGGUUUGGCAGGGCUACGUGCCUUUUGGAGCCUCUAGGGGAGAAUUCAUUUCCUCGUCUUUUCUGACUUCUAGAAGCUGACACAUUCCCUGACUCGUGCUUUUCUUCCACUCGUCACUCCAAACUGCUUGUCGUCACAUCUCCUUCCCUGACCGGCUCCUGCCUCCCUCUUUCACAUGUAGGGAUACCUGUUAGUACAUUGGGCCCACCUGGAGAAUCCAGACUAACUUUUCCCUUUCAAGAUCCUUAAUCACAUCUGCAAAGCAAAGCCCCUUUUGCCAUGUAAGGCAACAUCUUCACAGGAUCCAGGGAUUAAGACAGGGACAUCUUGGGCAGGGAGGAGGGGCAUUAUUCUGCUAAUCACAUUGGCACUGGGAUGCUGGAUGGGUUGUGUCUCCAAAGAGCUGAGUUUGCCAAGAUGAUAGGAAUGAUUUUUCAUGACUGGAGCCCGGACUUUCCUGCCAAGCCACAGUGAUACUUGAGCUGGUUAGUCUGGGUCUCCCCUAGGGCUGCAGGGCUGUCCGAAGCCGGGGCAUUUCCCAUGGCCAAGCAGCCAUCGUGGUUGUUAAGAUAGUAUCCACCAUCGUAGGAAUACCAGAGUCUGGAGAUGUAGUUGCUGAGAGCUAUCUGGUUCCCUGUGUGGGAAGUUCUCAGUAGAGGGGAGGGAGAUGUGGGAAGGAAGUAGAGAGGACAAGGAUCAAUGGGCCCUUCCUGCAUGUUGUCUCAGUUGAAAGUGCCUGACAUUAGCUUUCGUUGGAAGGGGAACAACGGGAAGAGGUGGACAGCGAGAUGGGGAGCCAAUGACACCUUUCUAUAUCAUUGCAUCCCCUGAAAGAUUUACUUCACAGCACCUGCCAGGGUCCCCUGGAGCCCUAUCCUGAAUUGCUUCUGUACCCCUGAGUAGCACAGAGGAACUGGGUAUAAGCAGUGGAAAGCACAUCUAGCAGUGUUUCAACUUACCUAGUCGGUAACUGAAUUUCUCUCCUGCUUUCUUGUUUGGGAUAUGUUUUUGGGUAUUCGAAAGCGGAGCUCAUCUCCUGCAGUAGGAAUUUGCAUUCAUGAUUUGUGGUGCAUUGGAUUGCUGUUCAGAGAUCCAUAGGAGGGAGCCUAUUGCUACAUGGACAAGACCAGGGGUCAAUUCCUACCCUCCUGCUCCUUCAGUUUAACUGCCCUAUACUGUGAUUUAUCCAUCUGGUCACAGGAAAAACAGAUUAAAAUAUGGGGACAUAUACAACACCAAAGCACAGCCCAUGAAAGAAAAUAUUGAUACACUGGACUCCAUUAAAUUUAAAAACUCUGCUCUGAGAAAGACACUGUUAAGAAAAUGAAAAGACGGGGCGCCUCGGUGGCUCAGUCGGUUAAGCAUCCGACUUCAGCUCAGGUCAUGAUCUCGUGGUCCGUGAGUUCGAGCCCCGCGUCGGGCUCUGGGCUGAUGGCUCAGAGCCUGGAGCCUGCUUCCGAUUCUGUGUCUCCCUCUCUCUCUGCCCCUCCCCGUUCAUGCUCUGUCUCUCUCUGUCUCAAAAAUAAAUAAAACGUUAAAAGAAAAAUUAAAAAAAAAAAAGAAAAUGAAAAGACAAGCUCCAAUCUGGGAGAAAAUAUUUGCAAAACACAUGUCUGAUAAAAGACCGGUAUCCAAAAUAUACAAAGCAUCCUUAAAGGCCAACAAUAAGAAAACAAACAACCCAAUUAAGAAACGGUCAAAGACCUGAACAGACACCUCACAAAAGAAGAUAUGCUCAGUCUGUUAAGUGUCCGACUUCAGCUCAAGUCAUGAUCUCACAGUUUGUGAGUUCGAGUCCCGCAUCCAGCUCCGUGCUGACAGCUCAGAGCCUGCAGCCUGUUUUAGAUUCUGGGUCUCCCUCUCUCUCUCUGCCCCUCCCUGGCUUGUGCUCUCGCUCUCUCUCAAAAAUAAAAUAAAUGAACAUUAAAAAAGAAAUAACAGAUAUGCAGGUGGCAAACAAGCCACCUGAGAAGAUGUUCACCUGAGAAGACGAGAAGGUGUUCAACAUCAUAUGUCAGAGAAGUACAAAUUGAAACAAUGAGAUAUCACCACACGUUACUUAGAAUGGCCCAAAUCCAACCACUGACAAUACCAAAGGCUGGCAAGAACUUGGAGCAGCAAGAACUCUCAUUCAUUGCUGGUGGGGACGCAAGAUGGUGCAGUCACUUUGGAAAAAAUUUGGUCGCCUCUUACAAAACCACACAUGUUCUUGCCAUACAAUCCAGUAAUUGCAUCCCUUGACAUUUACUCAAGCAUGUUGAAAACUUUUGUCCAUGUAGGAAGCUACACGCUAAUGUUUGCAGUAGCUUUAUUUACAAUUGUCAAAAUUUGGAAGUGACUAAGAUGCCUUUCUACAGGUGAAGAGAUGAACAAACUGUGGUAUAUCCAUAUAUUGGAAUAUUGUUCGGUGAUCCAAAGGAACGAGCCAUCAAGACACGGAAGAACCCUACACGCACAGAGCCAAGUGAAAGAAGCCAACCUGAAAAGGCUACACACCAUGCAGUCCAACUGUGUCAUUCUGGAAAAUGCAAAA